This is a messenger RNA of Pipra filicauda (Wire-tailed manakin), 2406 nucleotides long. It is a transcript of the gene ACSL3, whose product is annotated as acyl-CoA synthetase long chain family member 3. The transcript is spliced from 16 exons. Gene Ontology annotation, cellular component: endoplasmic reticulum; plasma membrane; lipid droplet. Gene Ontology annotation, biological process: long-chain fatty-acyl-CoA metabolic process; long-chain fatty acid metabolic process; neuron differentiation. The record is from RefSeq and is a predicted model, not a curated record. NCBI's taxonomy places the organism in Eukaryota, Metazoa, Chordata, Aves, Passeriformes, Pipridae. The annotation marks the transcript as partial. Gene Ontology annotation, molecular function: long-chain fatty acid-CoA ligase activity.
GGCGGGGGGCGGCCCGGCCGCGGCUGAGCCGGAGCGCGGGGCGCGCACUCGGGCGGAGCGGGCGGUGCCGCCGCGGAGCGUCCGCGGGGCCGGGGCCGAUUUCAUGCAGUUGCCUGUGACAGCUCCUGUUGAGUAAACUGAGACGGGAACAUCUUGUAUCGCCUGUUGUACCUGUACCUGCCACCAUGAGAAGUUGCAUAAGAUCUCUUUGGAUCCCUGUGUAGUUGAUUCAUGUUUCCAAACUCUUUCUUGGAACCUUCACAAGCAGCCAAAAUGAAGUUGAAGCAUAACAUCAACCCCGUUCUUUUACAGUUGAUAAACUUUAUAAUUUUGAUGUACACCCUUGUAACAUACAUUCCAUGGUACAUACUUUCAGGAUCAAAGCAGGCUAUAGAAAAAGCCAAGCAGGUUAAAGCCAGACCUGUGAAUAACAAGGCUGGGGGUGCUUACAGAUCUGUUAACAGCCUACAUUGCUUAGCUUCAGUUUUAUAUCCUGGGUGUGAUACACUUGACAAAGUUUUUAAAUAUGCGAAGACUAAAUUUAAGGACAAAAAACUCUUGGGAACACGUGAAAUCCUGAAAGAGGAAGAUGAAAUCCAACCAUCGGGAAAAGUUUUUAAAAAGGUCAUCCUUGGCAAGUACACCUGGCUUUCUUAUGAAGAUGUAUACAUUAAAGCUGUUAAUUUUGGAAAUGGCUUAGCAGUGUUGGGUCAGCAACCAAAGACUAACAUCGCUAUCUUCUGUGAGACCAGAGCUGAGUGGAUGAUUGCAGCACAGGCCUGCUUUAUGUGCAACUACCAGCUUGUCACUCUGUACGCCACCCUGGGGGGCCCGGCAAUAGUACAUGGGCUGAAUGAAACGGAGGUGACCACCAUCAUCACUAGUAAAGAAUUGAUGCAAACAAAACUGAAGGAAAUUGUAUCUCAAGUUCCACUGCUACGACACAUUAUAACAGUGGAUGGCAAACCAACAAUGUGGUCAGAGUUUCCCAAGGGUGUCAUUGUUCACACGAUGGCAUCUGUGCAAGCCAUGGGGGCCAAGGCAGAUGCUGGACACAAACAGCCGUCCAGGCCUGUGCCCUCGGAUAUCGCAGUGAUCAUGUACACAAGUGGUUCCACAGGAAUUCCCAAAGGAGUCAUGAUCUCCCAUUGCAACAUAAUUGCUGGGAUAACUGGAAUGGCUGAGAGGAUUCCAAACCUGGGGGAAAAAGACAUCUAUAUUGGCUACUUGCCUCUUGCCCAUGUUCUGGAGCUGAGUGCUGAACUCGUGUGUCUGUCUCAUGGGUGCCGCAUCGGUUACUCCUCACCUCAGACAUUGGCUGACCAGUCCUCUAAAAUAAAGAAAGGAAGCAAAGGUGAUGUUACUACACUUAAGCCAACCCUAAUGGCAGCUGUCCCGGAAAUUAUGGAUCGGAUCUACAAAAAUGUCAUGAAUAAAGUGAAUGAAAUGACGAGUUUCCAGCGGAAUCUGUUUAUAUUGGCCUACAAUUACAAAAUGGAACAGAUUUCCAAAGGUUACACUACCCCACUCUGCGACAGCCUUAUCUUCCGGAAAGUCCGAAUGCUGCUAGGUGGGAAAAUCCGCAUCCUGCUUUGUGGAGGAGCUCCCCUCUCAGCAGCAACGCAGCGGUUCAUGAACAUCUGUUUCUGCUGCCCUGUGGGACAGGGGUACGGGCUGACGGAAUCGGCCGGAGCCGGAACCAUCACGGAAGUUUGGGACUACACUACAGGAAGAGUGGGAGCACCCUUGGUCUGUUGUGAAAUAAAGUUAAUGAACUGGGAAGAAGGUGGCUAUUACAACACUGACAAACCAUAUCCUAGAGGUGAGAUCCUUAUUGGAGGGCAGAAUGUGACUGCAGGCUACUACAAAAAUGAAGCACGAACCAAAAAAGAUUUCACUGUUGAUGAGAAUGGGCAGAGGUGGCUCCAUACUGGAGACAUUGGAGAGUUUCAUCAUGAUGGGUGUCUAAAAAUUAUUGAUCGCAAAAAAGAUCUUGUAAAACUGCAGGCAGGAGAAUAUGUUUCUCUUGGCAAAGUAGAAGCAGCUCUGAAGAAUCUCCCACUGGUAGAUAAUAUUUGUGUCUAUGCAAGCAGUUUCCAUUCUUAUGUCAUUGGAUUUGUUGUGCCAAAUCAAAAGGAGCUCGCAGAACUAGCUCGAAAAAAAGGAUUUAAAGGAACCUGGGAAGAGAUCUGUAACAGUCCUGAGAUGGAAAAGGAGGUACUGAAGGUGCUAGCUGAGGCUGCCAUGGCAGCUAAUCUGGAGAAGUUUGAAAUACCAGUGAAGAUUCGUUUGAGCCCUGAUCCUUGGACCCCAGAGACUGGUCUGGUGACAGAUGCGUUCAAGCUCAAACGCAAAGAGCUCACAGCAUAUUAUCAAAUGGACAUUGAUCGAAUUCUCUGCUACCUU